AUGGAAAAGAUUCUUGUAACCAUCUCCACUGGAGCUGCUUCAAUUGCUGUUUUGGCAGUUCUCUUCACUGUUCCAUCCCUCUAUAAUACUAUCAAUGAGGUUCACGAUCAGGUUCUCGAUGGAGUCUCCGUUUUCCGUGUUGAGACGGAUUCUGCAUGGACUGAAAUGAUGGAUAUCCAGGUUACUGUCACUCCACCAACCAAGCCACGUGUCAAUCCAUUCAACUCAGUUUUCCGUCAAAAGCGUCAAACUUUCUCCGGACUUCCAGCUUGGUGCCAAUGCGAACCAACUAAGCCAACUUGCCCACCAGGACCACCAGGACCACCAGGACAGCCAGGAGCUCCAGGAGCACCAGGAGCCCCAGGACCAAAGGGAGAAGACAGCACUGUCACUUAUGCUCCAAUCCACUGCCCACCAGUUGCUUUCGACUGCAUCGCGUGUCCAGCUGGACCAGCCGGACCAGCCGGACCAUCAGGACCAGCCGGACCAGCAGGUCCAUCUGGACAACCAGGAACUCCAGGACAACGUGGAAACGAUGGAUUCCCAGGAGCUCCAGGAGCACCAGGAGACAACGGACAACCAGGAUUCCCAGGACAAGAUGGAGCUCCAGGACAGCCAGGAGCCGAUGGACAACGUGGAGCUGGAACUCCAGGAGCCCCAGGAGCUCCAGGAAAUGCUGGACCAGCUGGACCAUCUGGACAAGAUGGAUUCCCAGGACAAGACGGAGCACCAGGACCAGCUGGACCAGCCGGACAAGAUGGAUUCCCAGGAAACAAUGGAUCAGAUGGACAACCAGGAACAUCAGGAGGACCAGGACUUCCAGGAAACGAUGCUGCUUAUUGUGCCUGUCCACCAAGAUCUGCCGUCUUCCUUUCCCGUCAUUAA
Molecule: messenger RNA, 885 nt
Organism: Caenorhabditis remanei
Lineage: Eukaryota; Metazoa; Nematoda; Chromadorea; Rhabditida; Rhabditidae
Exons: 2
Coding region: 1-885 (294 amino acids)
Molecular function (GO): structural constituent of cuticle
Source: RefSeq, a predicted model, not a curated record